AGGUGACCCGAGCGCGGGGCGGGGCCGGCGGGGCCGGCGCGGCGUGACGGGGCGGGGCGCAGCGCGGCGGAGCUGACCAGUAUGGGCGCCGUGGGUGCUCUCCUGUGGCCGGCGGCGUGGAAGCUGCACCAGAGGCGGGACAUCUCCUCCUGGCUGGCCAGAUGGUUCCCCAAAACCCCAGCCAAGGCUGUGGUGGCCCAGAAAACACCCAUCAAGGUGGAGCUGGUGGCUGGGAAAACCUACAGGUGGUGUGUGUGUGGCCGCAGCAAGAAGCAGCCCUUCUGUGACGGCUCCCACUUCUUCCAACGCACUGGCCUGUCCCCACUCAAGUUCAAGGCCCAGGAGACGCGCGCGGCGGUCCUCUGUACCUGCAAGGCCACCCAGAAGCCCCCGUACUGCGAUGGCACUCACAAGAGCGAGCGGGUGCAGAAGGCAGAAGUGGGCUCCCCACUCUGAGGGGGUGGCUGCCGCCCAGCGCCAGGCCUAGAGAGGUACCCCCAUCGUGGGGAAGGAAACGGAGUGCUGAGCCCAAGAAGGGAUCAUCCAGGGACCCCGCUACCCACAGCUGGCUUGUGAAAAACGUGCUCCCUGUAACUGAGGUCUCUAAUCUGGGGACCUCUAACCUGGUCCAACGCCUGCUGGUAGAUGAGAUGGCAUUAAACAAGCAUGCCUGCCCAGA
Equus quagga is the source of this 679-nucleotide messenger RNA. It is a transcript of the gene CISD3, whose product is annotated as CDGSH iron sulfur domain 3. Gene Ontology annotation, cellular component: intracellular membrane-bounded organelle. Gene Ontology annotation, molecular function: 2 iron, 2 sulfur cluster binding. The transcript has 4 exons. The coding region runs from base 82 to 456 and encodes 124 amino acids. The record is from RefSeq and is a predicted model, not a curated record. Lineage: Eukaryota; Metazoa; Chordata; Mammalia; Perissodactyla; Equidae.